This is a messenger RNA of Diorhabda carinulata, 3673 nucleotides long. RefSeq lists its product as uncharacterized. Bases 227 to 2716 code for a protein of 829 amino acids. Gene Ontology annotation, molecular function: catalytic activity. The transcript has 10 exons. NCBI's taxonomy places the organism in Eukaryota, Metazoa, Arthropoda, Insecta, Coleoptera, Chrysomelidae. Gene Ontology annotation, biological process: trehalose biosynthetic process. The record is from RefSeq and is a predicted model, not a curated record. Gene Ontology annotation, cellular component: cytosol; alpha,alpha-trehalose-phosphate synthase complex (UDP-forming).
UUUUGUUUAUUCUUGAACACUCUACGUAAUAUUUUCAUAUUAUUAUCCGUUAUUCCAAUUUAUUUGCUAUUAAUAAAAUCAUUGAACGUAAAUAAGAAAUAAAUUUGAUAACGAGGUCAACAAUGCCAAACUAAACUGUUCUUAAAUUUAUGUUAUUAAAAUAUUAAACACCGUAGUGACAUUAAUCCGUGAAAACCGAAUCGUUCUAAAUUCACAUCGUUUGAAGAUGGUUUUUCUUGAUAAAAAUGCAUAUUAUGACAGGGAAAAGUAUGUUUCUCUCUUACGUAGAGAACCAACUCGAGUUUACCUCCAGCCAGAUGUAGUCGCUUCUUCGGGGUCUAUGAUAGUAGUGUCCAACCGACUACCAUUUGUGCUUCAGAGAGAUAAGGAUGGAAAAUUGAUAAGAAAAGCGAGUGCUGGAGGUUUGGUGACUGCAGUAGCUCCAAUAGUUAUUAACGGUGGAGGACUAUGGGUAGGUUGGCCAGGUAUACAUUUGGAAGAUCCAAAUGAACCAAUUCCCGAAUCUGAUCCUAAUGAUAUUACACCAACGGCAGGACUAAAAUCCGAAAAAGUGGUAGCAGUUUAUAUGGAUCCUGCAGUAUUUGAUUCGUAUUAUAAUGGAUGUUGCAACGCCACAUUUUGGCCCUUAUUCCAUUCAAUGCCUGAUAGGGCUUCAUUUAAGGCUGAACAUUGGAGAUCUUAUUUAAUAGCUAAUCAAAAAUUCGCAGACUGUACAUUGAAAGCUUUGAAAUCAUUACCAAAAAAUAGUACAGAAGUGCCAUUAAUAUGGAUCCAUGACUAUCAUCUCAUGUUAGCAGCUAAUUGGAUAAGACAGGCAGCAGAUGAAGAGGAGAUCAAAGUAAAAUUGGGCUUUUUCCUACACAUCCCCUUCCCUCCAUGGGAUAUAUAUCGGCUGUUUCCAUGGGCGGACGAAAUCCUACAAGGGAUGCUUGGCUGUGAUCUCGUUGGUUUCCACAUAACCGACUACUGCUUAAACUUCGUAGAUUGUUGUCAAAGAAGUUUGGGAUGUCGUGUUGAUAGAAAAAAUCUGUUAGUUGAACAUGGUGGAAGAACAGUUCGUGUACGUCCUUUACCGAUUGGAAUUCCAUUCGAAAGAUUCGUUGAAUUGGCAGAAAAAGCGCCCAGAGUUAUUUCAACCAAUCAAAAAAUCAUUCUUGGAGUUGAUAGAUUGGAUUAUACUAAGGGACUUGUCCAUAGAUUGAAAGCUUUCGAGAAAUUGUUGGAAAAUCAUCCGGAACACAAAGAGAAAGUUUCAAUGCUACAAAUAUCUGUUCCCUCAAGAACUGACGUUAAGGAAUAUCAAGACCUUAAAGAGGAAAUGGAUCAACUAGUGGGAAGGAUAAACGGAAAAUUCACUACUCCUAAUUGGUCGCCUAUAAGAUACAUUUAUGGUUGCGUAAGUCAAGAUGAACUAGCUGCUUUCUACCGGGACGCGGCUGUAGGUUUAGUAACUCCAUUGAGAGAUGGAAUGAACCUUGUAGCCAAAGAAUUCGUAGCUUGCCAGAUUAAUAUACCACCGGGAGUUCUUAUUGUUUCUCCUUUUGCUGGAGCUGGUGAGACCAUGCACGAAGCGCUUAUCUCCAAUCCUUAUGAAAUAGAUCAAGCUUCAGAAGCUAUUCAUAGAGCAUUAACUAUGCCAGAAGAUGAGAGGAUACUACGAAUGAAUUAUUUGAGGAGGAGGGAGAAACUCAAUGACGUCAAUUAUUGGACAAAAUCUUUCCUUUCAGCUAUGGGCUCUCUCCUUACUCAAGAAGACCAUGACGAUAUUGGUUCAACCAAUAUGCCUGCAGUAACUUUAGACGAUUUUGAUGAGUAUUUGUCAAAAUACAUAGGAAAUACACAUAAGUUAGCGUUACUGCUAGAUUAUGAUGGUACUCUAGCACCAAUAGCUCCUCAUCCUGAUCUGGCCAUAAUUCCUGCGGAAACCAAAAAUGUGUUACAAAGAUUAUCGAAUGUCUCAGACUGUUAUAUCGCAAUUGUUAGUGGAAGGAAUGUCAACAAUGUGAAGGAUAUGGUUGGGAUUGAAGGAAUCACUUAUGCCGGUAACCACGGCUUGGAAAUUCUCCAUCCUGAUGGAACCAAAUUUGUUCACCCCAUGCCAACUGAAUUCCACGAUAAAGUUGGAAACUUGAUGCGACAACUACAGGAAAAAGUUUGUAGGGAUGGAGCUUGGGUUGAGAAUAAAGGAGCUCUUCUGACUUUUCAUUUCAGGGAAACUCCGGUUCAAUUGAGGCCAGCUUUGGAGAAACAGGCAAUAGAAUUAAUAUCAGAAGCUGGGUUCAAUGCUGAUAUAGCACAUUGUGCUGUAGAAGCAAGGCCACCAGUAGAAUGGAAUAAAGGAAGGGCGUCGAUUUAUAUCUUGAGAACUGCUUUUGGUGUUGAUUGGAGUGAAAGAAUUAGAAUUAUUUAUGUUGGUGAUGAUCAAACAGAUGAAGACGCGAUGCAGGCUCUUAAAGGAAUGGCUGCUACAUUUAGAGUAACUACAUCUUUAAUAACUAAAACAUCUGCUGAACGUCGACUUCCAUCUACAGACGCCGUAUUAACUAUGUUGAAAUGGGUUGAAAGACAUUUAGGAAGAAGAAAACCCAGCUUGGAUUCAGUUUAUGUGAGAAGGAACUCGGCACAGAUUCAACAUACAAUUGAAAUGGAGAUGAAAGUCGAUCCAAAAUUAUCUAACGCAACAAAUUCGAAGUAAAAUUAGCCAAAUUUUUGUGAUGUCUAUGUAAAUAUAAAACCGAGUGAUGAGUAUAUGUUGUGACGUCGUUUAUUAUUUUUUUGUUUUCAAUUUGUCUUAUCAAAAAAUGAAAAGGUUUAAAUGAAGUAAAUAUCAAAAAAAAAGAGACUGAAAGGGUUGAAAAAAAUAGUCUAUAAGUAUAGACGUAUUUAAAAAAGGAAUCUAUUUUUCGACGACAUAUUCAAAAAAUUUGUAUAUGCCUAAAUAUAAAUUUAAAUCUGAGAGAUAUGGAAAAUGUAAUGAUGCAAAAAAUGCAUCGCGAAACUGAAAUUUAUUGAAAUAGUUAUAUAUAAAACGGGCUAAUUUCACUUUAAGGCAUAUGACAGAAUUACCAUAUUCUCAAACAAUCAUAUUAUGUGCUAAAAACAUAUAGGAAUUUGUAUGAUUUUACAUUGCACAAAAUUGCUUAUUUCUAGAUAUUUAGAAACAUAAUUGUCAUAUUUAGAGAUGUCUGGGUUUGAUUUUAUGUGUGGAAAGAUCGGUGUUUAUAAGUUGUACCCAUUACCAGAAUUCAAAACAACCAUAUUAUAUUGAUCUGGUAAUUAGAUAUUGACCAUAAACCAUAUAGACUGAGUUUUACUUGUACUGUUAGAGGAGUACUCGAUUUCUCAUGAAAUUAUCAAUAUACCAGAUCAUAAUUUUUUCUGGGAAACCCAGUACGUGACUAAUUACUUUAAAAGGAAAUAACGUGGUCCACUAAUGGACAUAAUCACAAAUUUUAUUUUUGUAAUUGAAUAUUGCACAGUUUUAUAUAUUUUUAGAUGAAAAUCAAAAUACCACUUUGUCGGUAAGAGAUUUUAUCACAUUUUAUAUUGUUUCUGAUUUUAAUUUGAUUAUUUAGUUAAUAUAGAUAUAUUUAUUUCAUUUAUUGUUUGAAUUUAACUUAGUCUAUGAAUAAAUAUUCUGUAUCAGAAGGUA